Messenger RNA from Mycena indigotica, 786 nucleotides. RefSeq lists its product as uncharacterized. Gene Ontology annotation, cellular component: ribosome. NCBI's taxonomy places the organism in Eukaryota, Fungi, Basidiomycota, Agaricomycetes, Agaricales, Mycenaceae. The transcript has 3 exons. Gene Ontology annotation, molecular function: structural constituent of ribosome. The coding region runs from base 1 to 786 and encodes 261 amino acids. The record is from RefSeq and is a predicted model, not a curated record. Gene Ontology annotation, biological process: translation.
AUGUUACGCCGUGCCCAUUGGCAAACGUGUAGACUGGCCUAUAACUCCUCUUUAAACUUGUUCCAUACAUCGGCUGCUCUGUUGAAAGUCUCUGAGACUCGUCUUCGAUCCCGAGCCCUCAAAAAAGCCAACCUAGAAAAACGCGCGCAACGGACGCAGUUUGAAGAGGAGAAUAAAGCCAGUGUUAUUCUAGGCACUAGACGCGGCGGGGAAAAGAUAUGGACUGAGUCUUUACUUGCGAAAGUCCUACUUGACGACUCUCUUUUCUCUCAGCCCUUCACGGCUCCAUCCAUGGUUGAGGAAUAUCAGGGCGUCGUGAUACCAAAGUAUCGAUCGUUUGGUGUUCACCGCGACGAGAAGAAGAUAUUGUUUGACCACUUGGUCACCUUGACUAAUACUUCGGUGCCAAAACAGGCGGCGGAGAGCAAGGCCGCCGCUGAAAAUUUUGCGCGUGCUAUCGACCUUCGGAAUGCGGACGCUGCUGGGAUUUCAUACGAGAACAGGCGGCGGAUUAUCAAGGCCUUCUCCACACCAGAGAACCCUUUCGAUCCGGGACGGACUGAGGUGCAAGCUGCCAUCCUGACCUACAGGAUAAGAAAAUUAUAUGAACAUUUGAAGCGGUGUAAACACGACUUGCAGAACAAGCUAUCCCUGCGGAAACUGGUGCAUCGGAGGGCGAAGGUGUUGCGCUAUUUGAAACGCACGCAACGGCCUCGUUAUGAUACUUUGUUGAACGACCUUGGUCUCGAGCCUGAGUCGGUGGAGGGCGAGCUAAUUGUGAACUAG